Molecule: messenger RNA, 2717 nt
Organism: Magallana angulata
Lineage: Eukaryota; Metazoa; Mollusca; Bivalvia; Ostreida; Ostreidae
Exons: 2
Coding region: 61-1710 (549 amino acids)
Biological process (GO): negative regulation of translation; protein polyubiquitination; proteasome-mediated ubiquitin-dependent protein catabolic process
Molecular function (GO): translation repressor activity; zinc ion binding; ubiquitin protein ligase activity
Source: RefSeq, a predicted model, not a curated record
CUAAUUCAGAUAUGGAAAGUACUAAACGUUUGCACCUCGGGAUUUGAAUUUGAAUUUAAUAUGAAUCCUAGCCGUAAUACCCAAGAUAUCAACCGAUGCAACGUGUGUAUUUCCUCCGUUGUUCAACAUUACUGUGACUUUUGUCAUGUCAGCCUCUGCAAAUCUUGUAUAGGAGAACACAUCUCUGAUGGGUAUGACAAUCAUAAAAUUGUAUCAUUUCAGCAACGUGGAGUCACUUUGAAAUUCCCCAAAUGUCAAACACAUUCUAACAAAAUAUGUGAAUUGCAAUGCAUUCAAUGCGGCGAAUAUCUUUGUGCCAAAUGUUAUGCCUCAGACAUCCACAAAGGACAUGAUUUCAUUGUCCUUGAAGAUGCAUUUAAUACAAAGGAAUUCGACUUUAAAAAAGACAUUAAUGAAAUAGAAACCAUUUUUAUUCCUACGUAUGUAGAAAUUAGACACGACUUAGAAAACAAAAUUGUCAAACUGGAUGGAGAAUAUAUGAAACUUAUGGCGGCUGUUACAAAACACGGAGAAGAAUGGCACAGAGAAAUCGACAGUGCUAUCAGUAAUCUGAAGAAUGAAAUAAACAAGAUGAAAGCGAAACACCGAAAAAUUUUAGUAGAGCAUUUAGAUGAAAUUAAACAAUUGGAAUCAUUAGUUCGAGAAAACCUAUCUACCUUAACAUACCUUGGGGAAUUAAAAAACGUUUCUGCGACAAUAAAGUACAAAUCAAGAAAUAAAGAAUUUUGCAAAUUUCCUCCAAAGGUUCAAGUUAUAAUGCCAACAUUUUGUUAUGAUUCAGUAGACAAGGAACGAAUUUCAAAAUUAUUUGGAUUCAUCAAGCCUUUGACCACGAAACAAAAUAAGUAUGGUUACAAACUUAAAAUCCCAAUGGCUCCCUUAAGAAAAUUAUUAGAUUGUCCAGAAGUCAUCAGCACAUUUAUCACCGGAUUUAAAUACCUCCGCAGUAUAUCUGCUUACAGCGAACAAGAAAUAUGGACAAGUGUUGAAGUCAAUGAAAUAAAAUGCUUUGAUAGUAGAGGCAAAUUUAAAAAGUCAGCUGCAACGAUUUCCGGAGAAUGGCCUCGUGAUAUAGUAAUAACAGGUGGUGGAAAUUUGGUUUACUGUGACUGUAGAUCCGUAUAUAAGAUAACAUAUAAUCAAAGAAAGAAGAUAGUUGAAUUUCAGGGGUGGACUCCUAUAAACAUUGCUGAAACAUUUGCCGGUGACUAUCUUAUAGUUAUAUAUAAUGAUGAAAAAACCCAAUCCAAAAUUGUCCGAUACUCAGAAUCUGUUGAACUACAAACUAUUCAAAAUAACGAGGAGGGACAUUCUUUGUAUUCGGGUAACAGUUACAUGAAAUUUAUUGCCGAGAAUAGAAAUUUAGAUAUAUGUGUGGCUGACAGUAUAGCUGGUGCCGUUGUGGUAGUCAAUCAGGUUGGGGAGCUCCGAUUCUAUUACACAGGUCAUCCUUCAGAACCAAAGAAAGAACAGUUUCAUCCCUACGGCAUCGCAACAAACAGCCAGAGUCAGAUACUGAUAUCUGAUAGACACAACCACUGCGCCCACAUCCUAGACCAAGACGGUCAACAUUUACGUUAUAUAGAAAACGUAAACAAUCCAUGCGGUCUGUGUGUUGAUAAAUUUGACCAUUUGUUUGUUACUGACUUCCUAUACGGAAUUGUGAAGGUGAUCAAAUAUAUGAAGUAGAUGAUAAAGUUUGUCAUCGUGUUAUUGUUUAAAGAUACGAAAUUUUAGAUUUUAUUAUUUUUUUUUUUUGCUUUUAAAAUUUAUCGUGAAAAUUACCCUAUUCAUAUUCCUGUUACCCAAUAUUCUAAAAAAUAGAUCAAAAGUACAAAUAUAAAAGCACAAAAUAAUAAAAAUAUUUUCAUGUCGUAUCCAUAAGCAGCUAUUUUAUAUCUUUGUUCAUCUUCUCCAGAUAACAGAAAAAGGCAAUAAAAUGACUGUACAACACAUCUUAUCGUAAAUUUACCUGCUUACAUGAUUUAGAUGGAAUUAAAGUGAUAUGGGAAACUUCCAUGUUGUGACGUAGUGUUUAUCGAAAUAAACAAUAAAAUGAAGUGUAAUUAUAUAAGUAGUUUCUUGCCCAAUUGUGUCAUCUAACAGCGUAGCGCAGUGGGUUAGAGGGUUUCGUACGAAUCUGUAAGUCAUGAGUUAAAAUCCCGCUGGGGGUUUUAAAGUUGUUACCUCUUUGAACAUUUUUAAAAACUAUUUUUUGGUAAAAUAUUGUAAAAUUUGAAAAUUUUAAACCGUUGAAAGUAUUUCAAUUAUAAUGUAAUAAUAGUUUACAUUGAUAUUGACAGAUCCCCAUACCACCUUAAAUCAGAAGACUUUGUUAUAACCACUCAUUAAACAGCGACCGUGGCUUCAGUCAUAUUCAUCUCUGUAAUUGCUGCAUAAGAACACGUAUAGUUAAUGUUCUCUCUAGUUUAUAGCUUAUGCAGCAAUAUAUAAGUAAUACUAUCCUUGAACAUGUCGUGUUUUUUUUUAUUAUAUUAUGAGUAUGUCAUAGCAGAAUGUCAUACAUCAAAAACAAAAGAACUUCAUAUUGAAAAUGUCCAACCUUUUUUUAAAAAUUGUUUUUAUUUUUACCUUUAUUGGCGAUUACUACAUUCUUGGAAAAAGUGUAACUUAAGGUUGUAUGGAACAUCUCCAUGUUGUGACGUACUAUAACUCGAAAUAAACACUAAAAUAAA